AUGCCUUACGAUCCAAAAAAGCCACCUCCUCCGCCUCCAAGAGUAAGACCACCACAGGUAACCAGUCCUCCAGUGAUUAUUGAAGAAGUUGUAGCUGCAAAGAAUGCUGUGAGUGAGGAAGAACAUUCUAAAAGUCAAACAACAACCACUUCACCACUUAAUGUAAAACCACUGCCACCUGUUCCUCCUCAAAAACCAUUCCGUCCUCCUCCUAAUGUCGAAGAGCCAGUCAUUCAAAUCGAUCCAGAAUUUUAUGAGGAAGGUAAUGAUGUUCCUUAUUAUGAUGGAGAGGGGCAGCCACAGGAUCAAUACUAUGAGGGAGAGGAUCAACAAUAUUAUGAUGAAAAUCAACAAGCUUACUAUGACGAACAACAAUAUUAUGACGAACAACAACAAGCAUACAAUUAUGAUGACCAGCAACAAGAUGGUGCUUAUGGGUAUGAACAACAAUAUCAAACAGAAGAGCAAACUCAAGAAUCUCAACAGGAAGCUUACUAUGAAGGAGACGAUCAACAAGCAUACUAUGAAGAUCAAACUGUAAAUAGUUGUGAAGAAGCAAUCAUUGAGGAGCCAAUUGUUGAGACAUCACCUGUAUCUCAAAUAGAGGAACCAAAUAGACCUCCUCCACCAAUACCUGUACAUUUGGAUAUCAUUGAAGAUUCUCAACCAAUAGUUGAAGAAACAGUUGUGGAAGAAUCAAUAAUGGAAGAAGUUGAUUCGAAACCUAUUGAAUCCGACAAUAUCAACACUGAACAACCACCAAUUGAAGAUCAAACCACGCCAUGUUCAGAAUCAUCACCACCUGUAUCAGAAUCAAUAUUUUCUGUUUUUGACUCCACAACUUUGAAUCCACUGCCAUCUCUUCCAAAGAAAUCCCUGUCUAAGCGUCCACAAAGAAAGGAAAGAUCGAGAGAAUGUGUUGACCUGCUCUUUAAAAAGGCAGACACUUUCUUUGAGCAACAUGUGGAAAUUGAUGUGAAAGAAUUCAGUAAGGAAGAAGAGAUCCCAGAAACCAAAACCACACCAAUGAAGCCACAACCAAUGUUCAUGAUGAAUCAAUCCAUGUUGGAAGGAAUUAAAUUGAAGAAAUCUUCCACUCCUAUUGUAUUAAAGAAAGCUGUUACUGAUGAAGAUGAAUCCUCGGUGAAGAAGGAAGAAACUCCAAAGAAACCUAGUUGGGCCCUUAGAGAAAAGACUCCACUUGCUGAAGAAAAAACAACCCCUCAAGCACCUCCUUGGGCUAGUGCUUUAAAGAAGAAGUCAACCAAUGAAACAACUUCUGAUGUAUCAGCUACUCCAACUAAAACAGAACCUUCAGUUGAAGGAAAGAAGAGUUUAUUUGAGAGAAAUGGAAAACUUAAACCAACCAUUUUUGGAUCACCUCAUCAUCAUAGUGCUACCUUACCUGCUGGAUUCUCGAUAUCUAAAUUCAAAAAGUCAGAAGAACGAAAGAAACAAGAGGAAGAAACUGAAACCAAGAAGGUUGUUGACGAAACCAAUACAGAGGCAAAGAAUGAAGAAUCCCCAAAAUGUGAAGAAACUAAAUCAGAAAAGACUGAGGAAAACAAAUCCGAAGAAGGUCCAUCUGUUGUAGAAAGGGAGAAGGAAGAACCAAAAGAUGAUCUUUCUCCAGUCAUUACUCCAAAGAAGGCAGAAAGUUUCAGAUUUGCAACUCUUGGCUCACCAAUUUUGAGACAAACAGAGUCACCAUUUGUUACAGCAGUUAAAGAUGAAGGUGCCAAUGAUACUUCCACAUCAAAAGGUUCCCUUAAGGAUAAACUAGCCAUGCUUGAAAAGAAACAAGUUGCUCAAGCACCUCCUGCUCAAGUUGAUUUUAGAUCAGUGUUAAAAAAGAGACCAGCCAAUCAAUAA
Molecule: messenger RNA, 1872 nt
Organism: Naegleria gruberi
Lineage: Eukaryota; Heterolobosea; Eutetramitea; Acrasida; Naegleriidae
Exons: 3
Coding region: 1-1872 (623 amino acids)
Source: RefSeq, a predicted model, not a curated record